GCAAAAACUUCUCUUGGUCUAAAUCCGUCACCUGAUAUACCGGGUAUUCCAAAAGAAGGAAAUGAUUAUUCAAAAUUAUUGGCUUAUUCAUUAUAUUUUUAUGAAGCUCAAAGAAGUGGAAUCUUGCCUCCAAACAAUCGUGUAUCUUGGAGACAUAAUUCUGCACUUAAUGACGGGAAAGAUAGAAACGUGAGCUUAAUUGGUGGAUACUAUGAUGCAGGUGAUUACAUAAAGUUUACUUUACCAUUGUCAUGGGUAUUGUCUCUAAUCUCAUGGGGUGCAAUCGAAUGGUUUGAUGGAUAUCGACUAUCAAAUCAGACUGAUUAUCUUCGUGAUAUGAUUAAAUGGGGAACGGAUUGGUUGAUAGCUGCCCAUCCUAAACUGGAUCAACUUUUCAUCCAAGUUGGUUCAAUUCCACUUGAUAAUGCUUAUUGGGGUCCUGAUAUUAAAUCAAUUCCUAGUUAUUUUUUUGUUCAUGAUAUCAAUUUAAUUAAUAUCCCCUUUGUUUCGAAAAAUAACGAUAAUAGUAUUCCGUAUCCACGUCCUUCUUUUGAUAUUAAUGCAACAUCACAUGGCACAGAUGUCGCUUCAGAAGCGGCUGCUGCAUUUGCUUCCUCGGCAAUUUUAUUUCGUGAUUUUUUUGAUGAUAAUGAUUACGCAGAGACAUUAAUAUCUCAUGCUAUAGACGUUUAUAAGUUUGCUGAAAGUGCAACUCUAAAACUUUCUUCUACUGAUGACUCUCGAAAUUAUGGAUAUAGUACUUCAUCAUAUAAUGACAAAUUAGUUUAUGGCGCUCUUUGGUUAUACCGUGCCACUAAUCAAGUCCAAUACUUAGAUAAAGCUAUACGUUAUUAUAACCAAUUCCAAUUACACGAUAGUCAAAGAGUUAUAUCAUGGGAUGAUCAUACAGGUGCUUGCAAUAUUUUACUUGCACAAAUAUUCCAUGGUCAAUCAAAUGCAAAUUCUACUCGUUGGCGUGACGAAACUGAAAAUUACUUGGAUAGAAUAAUAACAAAUAAAAGUAAUUGUAGUUUAACACAUGGUGGACUUUUAUGGUGUAAUGGUGAUAGUCCACCAGGAUCAUUACCUAUUGCUCUUACUAGUGUCUUUGCAUUUCUUAUGUAUUCUGCUUACGCAUCUACCACAGAAAAAGCUAAUACAUAUAGAAAUUUUUCGGCUUCACAAAUUGAUUAUAUAUUCGGCGCUAAUCCUAUGAAAAUGUUUUAUGUUGUGGCUGUUCAUCCAAAUUCUCCUAAAAAUCCUCAUCACGCUGGUGCUCAUGGAGGUACAAAUGUAGGAAAUUUAAGUGAUCCAGUAAAUACUAUGCAUCCUUUAUAUGGUGCUGUUGUAGGUGGUCCAAAUAUUAAUGAUACAUAUCAUGAUGUAAGAUCUGAUAUUAUUCAAUCUGAGGUUGCGCUUGAUUAUAAUUCCGCAUUUCAAGGAAUAAUGGCGUAUUACGUUAUAAACACAUAUGUUCCCCCAUCACCAAAUCCAGAAGAUCCAAUAAUUCCCAAUCCACAAAUAUCUCAUUCUCAAAAACUUAUAAUUAUAUUAGUUAGUUGUAGUUUUGUCCUACUAUUAUUAGUUUCAAGUAUAAUAGCAUACAAAUACAAGCAUAAACGAUUUAAUUCUUGUAUAAGUAAUCGAAAAAGAUCAAAAGAUCUUGAAGAAAAUAAUCAAGUCGCAAAAUCAAUAGAUGUUGAAAAAGGUUCAGAACAAAAAGAUCUUGAAGAAAAUAAUCAAGCCACAAAUUCAAUAAAUAUUGAAAAAGAUUCUGAAAGUACAGAAAACACGGAAAGUGAAACGUUACAGGAUUCUGAACCAGAUCAUAACGGUUCAAACGACACUGAAGUAGAACUUUCAUAG
Racocetra persica is the source of this 1866-nucleotide messenger RNA. The record is from the annotation of a GenBank genome assembly. Lineage: Eukaryota; Fungi; Glomeromycota; Glomeromycetes; Diversisporales; Gigasporaceae.